UGCGCGGCAGAGGCAACGCGCUGGCGUCUCUGUAGUUAUGGCUGCAAAGAGCUUCGCUUCCCGCCUCAGGGGCUCGCGGCGGUUUCUGAAUGGCUUCCUGGCCGGGGCUGUCGUGGGCGCCGCGGGAGCUGGGCUGACGGCGCUGCAGAUCCUCCGGAGCCGGGACGCGGGAUCCCCGCACGAAUCUGCAGAAAAAAUAGUCUUGGAACAGUUUGGAUUUCCUUUAACUGGAACAGAGACCAGGCGUUACACUAAUCAUGCCUUGUCUUAUGACCAGGCAAAACGGGUGCCCAGAUGGGUCCUUGAACAUAUAUCCAAGGACAAGAUCGUAGGUGACGCAGACAGAAAACAUUGUAAAUUCAAGCCUGAUCCCAGUGUCCCUUCGACCUUCAGUGCUCUCAAUGAGGACUAUGUUGGAAGUGGCUGGUCACGAGGACACAUGGCCCCAGCAGGAAAUAACAAGUUUUCCAGUAAAGCCAUGGCAGAAACCUUUUACCUUUCUAACAUCGUGCCUCAGAAUUUCGACAAUAACUCUGGCUAUUGGAAUAGAAUAGAAAUGUAUUGUCGUGAGCUGACGGAGAGAUUUGAAGAUGUUUGGAUAGUAUCAGGACCGUUAACCUUACCUCAUACUAGAAGUGAUGGAAAGAAAACAGUUAGUUACCAGGUGAUCGGUGAGGACAACGUGGCAGUCCCCUCACACCUUUACAAGGUGAUUCUGGCUCGCAGAAGCCCAGAAUCUACUGAACCACUGGCACUGGGAGCCUUUGUGGUGCCAAAUACAGCCAUUGGGUUCCAGUCCCAGUUAACUGAGUUCCAGGUGAGCCUCCAGGACCUAGAGAAGAUGUCAGGUCUGGUGUUUUUCCCCCGUCUGGACAGAACCAGCAACAUCCGGAAUAUUUGCUCUGUGGACACCUGUAAGCUCCUAGGUUUCCAGGAGUUCACUCUGUACCUGAGCACCAGGAAGAUUGACGGAGCCCGUUCUGUGGCCAGACUGGAGAAGGUCCUGGAAACUUUGAAGAGCUCGGGUGUGGAACCUGACGAUUACUUCCUGAGUCGCUAUGGGAAGAAGCUAGAGGAACUGAAAGCUAAGGAGCAGGCGGACACACAGCUGGGAAAGCUGUCCUAGUGCGGGCGGGUGUGAGCUGUCACCCAUAGUGAACAGGCGCAGGCACGCCCCUCCAGGCGCUUGUGUUUUAGCAGAUUGGUUUUCUUUUUUUCUUUUUUGUUUUUGGUUUUUUGAGACAGGGUUUCUCUGUGUAGUUUUGGUGUCUGUCUGGAUCUCCCUCUGGCUGGCCUCAAACUCACAGAGAUCCACCUGGCUCUGCCUCCUGAGUGCUAGGAUUAAAGGCGUUGCCAACAUGCCUGACUACAGAUUGAUUUUCAAGAAAUGAUGGAAUCCUGACUGAAAAUCCCUCCAGAGACUCACUCGCUCAAAACUCAGUGUUGUUUUCUUUCACUAGGAUCUGCAUUGGUGGAGGUGGCUUUUAGAGUUCCUCUCUUAUCGUGUCCAAAUACACUGUACGGUUUACUUCUUGCUUCUCCUCUCAUGACCCUGGUGUCCGUCCUUCUGUGUUGAAGCUUUUUCCAGUGUGCUCUGUAUGCAAUGCUUCGUCUGCAUUGUCUUGACAGCGAGCCUCUGUGCAAACCCACUCGCCCAUUUUACAUGUGGGGAAGGUUGAGGCUCAGGGAACUUUGUGUCUUCCCCAUUGGUAGUCUACAGAAGUCAUCCAGGGCACCUCAGAGUUCAGACGAGGUUAGAUGGGGUUCGACUCAAGUAUAUACCUCUAUCUGGGGGUAUUCCUGGUCCUAGGGUCCGCUUGCUGAGAAGGGUCUCUGCUGGCUGCUCAGGCAGACACUUGGAUGCCAGCCUCGGGAAGGAGAGAACAGUGAGGGAAGUUCUCCGUGGGCUUGACCGGAGCCUGGGGUUCCCUCCGGGGUCACACGGGACGGGAUAGGUGUGUACCGAGAGUACUGCCGGGCCAGCACACCACAGGUGGGGAGAGCCUGGGCCAAGGUCCAAACCAGCUUACCCUGUGGCAAGAGCAGCUGUCUUCUGGCUUCCUGUGCUGCUCUCUGGCUGUGGCUUCCAGAGUCUUGAGCUGUCCUAAGUAUAGACAGUCCAGUCGCCUCCAGGCAGAAGGUCUUGUCUCAAUCUGUCACUCUGCUACUGUCUUUCAAGCAGCGGUAUGAGGGCAAUCUUUGAGGCCUUGUGUUUGCCUCUGAUAGAAAUGCCGUGGCUUUACAAUAAAGAUAAGGCAGUGGUUGACCCUG
Molecule: messenger RNA, 2271 nt
Organism: Peromyscus maniculatus bairdii (prairie deer mouse)
Lineage: Eukaryota; Metazoa; Chordata; Mammalia; Rodentia; Cricetidae
Source: RefSeq, a predicted model, not a curated record